Ilyonectria robusta is the source of this 388-nucleotide messenger RNA. RefSeq lists its product as uncharacterized. The record is from RefSeq and is a predicted model, not a curated record. Lineage: Eukaryota; Fungi; Ascomycota; Sordariomycetes; Hypocreales; Nectriaceae. The transcript has a single exon. Bases 155 to 355 code for a protein of 66 amino acids.
ACGGUGUUGAAGUAGUCGUUGAGCUCGGGGUGGUCCCUCAGCAUGUUGCGGUAGAAGAUGGUGGUGAUACGCUCUCCAUGGUCGGUGAGAGCCGGGAUGGUGCCCCGGAUGAGCUUGCUCUGUUGGUAAGACAAAGCCAUUGUGAUUGUAUGUGAUGGAGGAUCCGAGGGUGUUGAUGGAGGAGAUGAGACGGAGUAGUUAUACUACAGCAAAGACUGAUCUGGGGACUCUCGUGCAGGGAUGUAAUGUUGCAAUUGAGAUGUUGAUGGUUGCUGCUCUUAUUAAUGACGGCCGGCCGAGUAAUACACCAAGAGAGUAUGAUGAUGAGAACAAGGGAGGGGGAGGUGGUUUAUAAAGAAGGACUCGACUCGGACAGGAUACAGAAGCA